This is a messenger RNA of Phytophthora sojae, 5481 nucleotides long. Its product is annotated as ABC transporters ABCA family. Gene Ontology annotation, cellular component: membrane; intracellular membrane-bounded organelle. The transcript has 2 exons. The record is from RefSeq and is a predicted model, not a curated record. Gene Ontology annotation, biological process: lipid transport; transmembrane transport. The coding region runs from base 1 to 5481 and encodes 1826 amino acids. NCBI's taxonomy places the organism in Eukaryota, Oomycota, Peronosporomycetes, Peronosporales, Peronosporaceae. Gene Ontology annotation, molecular function: ATP hydrolysis activity; ABC-type transporter activity; lipid carrier activity.
AUGGCCGACGCCGGGUCCUCGGACGACGCCGAGAGCGCCACGCUCACCGCGCUCUCGAGCUGCGUGACGACCGUGAUCGAGAACGACCUGUCCUACGGCCUCUGCGUCACCAACUCGGGGCUCUUCGACCUCCUCCCGCCCGACUUGCUCGACAACAAUGACAACAACUCCAGCUCCUCCUCUUCCUCCUCAACGUCCUCGUCUUCCGCCAGCUCCUCGGACGACUUCAGCGGGGACUCCGUGUGCCGCGUCAUGUGCUCCAAGCAGUCGUCCAGCGCCUCGGCGUCGUGCUGCGCGGCCGCGGCCUCCCUCCAGGCCUGCAACACGUCGUCCAGCGCUGUGGCCUCGUGCAAGGAGCUCUUCGACAGCGUCUUCACGUACCAGAGCGAGUGCGACGGCGGCCUCUCGACCGCCAACUCCCUCCUCAUCGCGGUGGUCGCCGUCGUCGUGGCCGUCAUCGCAGCGGUCGCGGUCUUCUCGCGUCUGUACGCGCGCAGACACAACAACCAGAACACUAACAACAGCAAACUCCAGACGCUUUCAGCCUAUAGGGGGCCCGCGGCCCGCCUGGCGCAGACGUGGAGACAGGUGACCAACCUCGUGUGGAAGAACAUGGUGCUGCGGCGCCGCCGGCCCGUGUCUCUUGUUGUGGAGCUCUUCCUGCCCGUGCUGCUGUCCACGGCGCUGCUGCUGCUCGCCAACCUGGACAGUUUGUCGGGCGGCUGGCGCUCGCAGUGGUUCACGUCCGAGGCGGCGCAGCUGGAGGCCAACGAAACGCUCAUCUGCAGCGACCUGGCGGUCUGGGGGCUCGAGGCCAUCGGCGGGCCGUCCUCCACCAUGACGUCCUUCUACACGGGCGGCCAGUCGGUGCUGGGGCUCUUCUUCCUCGUGAGCUACAUCAAGUUUGUGUCCACGACCACGACCACCAUGGUCAUCGAGAAGGAGAACCGCCUGCGCGAGGUCAUGAAGAUCAUGGGGCUGUCGGACGCCACGCUGCUGUUCUCGUGGUGCCUCACCACGGCGGUGCUGGCCACUCCCUUGGCCUUCGCCAUCUCCGCCGAGCUCAAGUACGGCAACGUGUUCCCCACCACCGAGUAUGCGACGCUCGUGUUCCUCUUCUGGAGCCUGAGCGUGGCCAUCACGGCCUUCUCGUACUUCGUGGCGCCGUUCUUCAACAAGUCCCGGACCGCCGCCAUCGCGUCCGUUUUGCUCUGGCUCAUCCUGUUCUUCCCUUACUUCGCCGUGCAGUCGGCCGACACCAACGCGCCGCGCUACUGGGCCGCGCUCUCGCCUCCCACGGCGUUCGCGCUGGCAGUGGACGAGAUUCUGCGACGCGCGCAGCUCGGCACGGGCUUCGCGUACUCCGUGGGGCUUCGGGAAGAGCCUGUGACAGUGCCCAGCGCGUUUAGAAUGAGUUUGUUUCUGAUCCUCGACUCUGUGAUCCUUGUGGCGCUCGGAUGGUACUUGGAGCAGGUUCUACCGCAGCAGUACGGCGUGAGGAAGCCCUGGUACUUCCUGUUCACGAAGAGCUACUGGUUUAGUAAGAUUGAUGACGCCCCUGAAGACGACGUACCAUCGACGAGCACGGAUACUCACGCGCUGUCGCCUCAAGCCGGUGGGGCCUACGCGCGGCUGGUGGAUGGAGUACAAGGUCCAAGCGCCAAGACGCCGGAGCAGGUGGCUGAAGAUGCGACUGUGGAGCCGGUCAAUGCGGCGCUGGCCAUGCAGGAGCGCAACGGCACGUGUUUGCAGAUCCGCGGCUUGAGGAAGGUAUUCCCGCUGGAAGAAGACGGCGAGGAGCGAGUGGCGGUCGCUGGACUGGAUCUGGCCAUGUACAGCGGACAGAUCACGGCGCUGCUGGGCCACAACGGCGCAGGUAAGACGACGAUCAUCUCCAUGUUGACAGGUCUGACCCCGCCCACGGCAGGAGACGCGACGUUGUACGGGUGCUCCAUCAAGCACGACUUCCAGGAGCUGCGGAGGGUUAUCGGCAUUUGCCCCCAGCACGACGUUCUGUUCCAGGAUCUGACGGUGGAGGAGCACCUGCUGCUCUUCGGAACCAUGAAGCACGUGCCGCGAGAGAAACUGCAGAGCAGCGUGGACAAGAUGAUCGAGGAUGUCGGACUCACAGAGAUCCGUCACGCGCUCGCGAAGACGCUUUCUGGAGGCCAGAAGCGCAAACUCAGCGUAGCGCUCGCGUUCCUAGGCGGCAGCAAGCUCGUCUUCUUGGACGAGCCCACGUCGGGCAUGGACCCGUAUUCCCGGCGCUUCACGUGGAAUUUGCUCCAGCAGAGCCGCGAGGACCGAGUCAUUGUUUUGACCACGCACUUUAUGGAUGAGGCGGACAUUCUGGGCGAUCGCAUCACGAUUCUGGCGGACGGCCAACUGCGUUGCGCUGGGUCAUCGCUCUUCCUGAAGAACCGCUUCGGUGCAGGGUACAACCUGACUAUGAUCAAGGCGGCGGACGGAUCGUGCCACGUGCAGUCAGUGCAGAACUUCCUGAAAAAAUACGUCCCCGAUGUCAAGCGCCUGAGUAGUUCCGGCUCGGAGCUCGUAUUCCAGCUGCCGACUGCGUCGUCGGAGGCAUUCCCCGCUAUGCUGGAGCAAUUGGAUUCGGAGAUGCAUGAGCUUGGAGUGCAGCAGUACGGCAUUUCGGUGACUACGCUGGAGGAGGUUUUCUUGCGGAUCUCUCAGGACCAUGAAGAGGAACAGCACCGUACCACGUCGUUGAAGUUGGUGUCGACAGGAGGAGCGGUAAACCUGCCGUCGACUGCGCCUCCUAUCACUGAGCCGUCGAUGUGGACCCAGUACUCUGCGCUGACGAAGAAACGUUUCCAGAUCGCCAAGCGAGACAAGAAGACAUUGGCCUACUCGGUUGGGAUCCCUCUCAUCUUCCUGAUCAUCCUCGCAGUGUUACCAGAAAUUGAAGUGGCAGAUUUCAUCCCAAACUACGCCUCCAGCCUCCCCACGGAAUCGGAGCAGAGCACAUGUGCGGCGUCUACGAACUUCAGCAGUCUCAUUGAUCCCGACUAUGAUGUCUCGGCGUGUUACGGCUCCCGGGGCUUCGACUACUGCACCCUCGGGGUCGUGAACUGCGAUGUCAACGUGUGCUGCGAUGCCACUAACGUCGCUUCGCCUUGGUACCCGUGCAACACGUGCGGCUCGGCGCCAUGUUACAACAGCAACUGCCUCGCCAAGAACAACGCCAAGUUGCAGGUGACUUUAAACGGCUUCUUAGUGGCUCUGGUCGUCAUGCUGGCGUUCGCGUUCAUCCCCGCAGCUAUCGUGGCUUUCGUUGUUCGUGAGAAGGACCCGAUCCAGAACGCCAAGGGCCUGCAGCUCAUCAGUGGCGCCAAUGUCUCCGCGUACUGGAUGGCGUGCUGGACGCACGAUGUCCUCCUCACGAUUAUCCCCAUCGUCGCCGCAGCGAUCAUCAUCCCGCUGUCCAUGACGCCGAGCGGCGCAGCGAACGCAAGCACAGCCGAUGUGUUCGCCAUUAUCGUGCUGGUGAUUGCCCACGUCUGGGCCAUUAUCCCGCUGGCCUAUUUGUUCUCGAGGAGGUACGUCAAGCACGCCGUGGCACAGACUGCGUUGCUGGUGUUCGCCCUCGGUACCGGCGGGUUGUUGAGCAUCUUCUCGUUCAUGUGCCGCAUCGUCAACUUCACGAUCUCCGGUACCUUAACGCUGUCCUCCCUGGACCAGAACUACCUGCGUUGGAUCUUCAUGAUUUUCCCUGGGUACACGCUGAACAACGGUAUCUUCGAGCUGGCAACGCGGAAGGUUAGUCGCCGAGCUCUGUUUGGUUCAGCUCGUUGGAUGCCGGCGUCUCCGUCGUUCUUCGGGUUGUUUGAAGGCUUCGGCAAAGAGGAAUGCACGGAGUGCUGGGACCGCCUGACCCCUUCGUGCUGCGUACGACAGCCCUUUGGUAUCGAGAUCAUCGGUGCCCCGCUGUUGUACACGCUGGUUGAGGCAGCAGUGCUGACCGCACUCGUGUUCGUGCUUGAAAACCGCUCGGUCAAGUGGAAUCAGACCGCCUCGGAGAAGCAGCAUCAUAGUGCGGUGGGUGUGGACUCCGACGAGGCGACAGAGGAAGAGGAUGAUGACGUGCAGCACGAGCGGCAGCGUGUGGAGCACGAGCCUCCUCAGCCGAACGACCUCGUCUUCAUCCGGAACUUGCGCCAGCAGUACGCCGGCAAGCCUCGGGCCAAGGUCGCGUUGAAGGAUUUGUGUCUGUCCAUCAAGAGCGGCGAGUGCUUCGGCUACUUGGGUAUUAACGGCGCCGGCAAGUCGACAACGAUGGCUGUGCUGACGGGACAACUGGCGCCCACGCAGGGCUUCGUGACUCUGAGCGGCUUCGACCUGUCAACCAGUUCGGCUGCAGCACGGAAGACCAUGGGCUACUGUCCGCAGUUCGACGCGCUGCACGACCUGCUGACUGUGAAGGAGCAACUGCAGCUGUACGCCCGGAUCAAGGGCAUCCCCGAGGCUUUCGUGAACACCGCAGUGGAGGAGCAGAUUCAGGAGUUGGGCCUCACGAAGUACCGCGACAAGCUCACGCGGGGUCUUAGUGGCGGCAACAAGCGCAAGGUUUCGACGGCCAUCGCAUUGUUGGGCCGUCCUCGUGUCGUAUUCCUUGAUGAACCAUCGACAGGCGUGGACCCAAGCUCACGACGGAAGAUGUGGGACGUUAUCGCGCGUGUGUGUUCUACCGAUCGGGAAGGAGAUCGCGGCGGUGGAGCUUGUGUGGUGCUCACUACCCACUCGAUGGAGGAGUGCGAGGCGCUGUGCUCUCGGGUGGGCAUUCUCGUGAGUGGCCGGUUGAAAUGCCUUGGCAGCGUCGAGCACCUGAAGCAGAAGUUUGGUCGAGGAUUCACGGUGGAGAUCACGCUACGUGCGGCUUCAACUAAUCCAGAUGAUGCGGAGCUGACUGCUAUUAUGGACCAAAUGGUGGCCUUCCUCUCAGCCGAGAGGAGUCUCUCAGCGCAUCGAAACAGCCGAACCAGCCAGCGCCAGAGCCUGACUCAGGGAGCAAAGAUCACAAGCGCCAACAUCCAAGACUUGUGCACGGCGCUAGGCUCGUCUGAACGCGGCUCUCGCAUUUUGGACCACUCGGGCACUGGCUGGUUGCUCAGCAGUCAGCUUGAAGCUCAGGGUGCGAUCUCGGUCGACAGUUUCUGCUCGUGGUGGGUCUCGGAGACGCACAGCGAGCGGCUGCAGAGCUUCUUCCACGACACGUUCCCGGGCAGCGUCCUCGCGGAGCAGCAGGGCGAGCACUUCCGCUUCCAAGUGCCCAAGCAUCGACCAAGUAGCGACGCACUGCUGCGUCCGGCCGAAAUAUUCCGUGCGCUCGAACAUACGCGCGCGGAUUUGAACGUGGACGAGUACAGCGUGAGUGAGACGGCGCUGGAACACAUUUUCAAUAACAUGGCAGCGCAGCAGGACGAGGAGAAGGGCGUCGCGCACGGAAUGCACAUGGAGUAA